AUGGGCUGGGUCGUGGUGAACAUCGAAAAAGACGAGCCGCAAAUUGGAUGCAUGGAGCACUGCGUACUGGAUCCUCGACUCGCGACUGCUCUCGUCAUCGCAGCUAAGGUGAAGGAGCUGCAAGGCAAGUCAAAAGCCAGCUUGGAGCUUCGACGACUCGCCUUGGGUGCUUACAAGACCAUCAAUGGUGUGGAGCAUGGGUUUGAGAUGCUACAGAAGACGAUCGAUAAGAAGGGGGCGCUGAGGUCCACCAACCUAAAGAAAGGUCUCAGUGAUUGCAUGGCCGGCAGGGGUCAUCAACGACUACGAAUCCGCAAGAGCAAAGAUAUCAAGGAGCUCACGUCGGGGAAAAGAGACAACCUAACACGGAAGCCGGCUUUGCAGACGUUCAACGAGGCGGCUCAGAUCUACAAGGACAUGAUCAAGACCUACGAAACAACUCGAUACGAGAACGAGUUGUCAUUGAUGAAGCCCACUGGAGAAGCCCUGGCAAAGAUCGAAGCCAUGAUCCGGUACAUGAAUUUGCACGUGGAUCUCAACGAGGACAAGCCCAUGCUGCAGUGUCGAGAGAACAGCAUCACGGAUCACAGACUCGUCAUCGCAUUGCUGAUCGCCGCAAAGUUGAAGAAGAAGGAGGAGGGCAAGAGCGCGGCUGUGGAAGAGCUCGAGAGUCUUGCGGCUGGGGCUUAUCGCACGAUCAAUGGCGUGGACAACGGCUUCGAGGGCCUGCGGAAGUCUGUCAACGGCAAAGGCUUCUUGAGGCUAUCCCACCUGGGUCGAUGUGAGGGCGCAGUCAUCCCGUGCGGCAGAUCGAACGUCACUACGGAGGCAUGUACGUGCUGCCCGUAA
Messenger RNA from Zasmidium cellare ATCC 36951, 849 nucleotides. RefSeq lists its product as uncharacterized. The transcript is spliced from 3 exons. The record is from RefSeq and is a predicted model, not a curated record. Bases 1 to 849 code for a protein of 282 amino acids. NCBI's taxonomy places the organism in Eukaryota, Fungi, Ascomycota, Dothideomycetes, Mycosphaerellales, Mycosphaerellaceae.